This is a messenger RNA of Melampsora larici-populina 98AG31, 1467 nucleotides long. RefSeq lists its product as uncharacterized. Gene Ontology annotation, biological process: tRNA methylation. Lineage: Eukaryota; Fungi; Basidiomycota; Pucciniomycetes; Pucciniales; Melampsoraceae. The record is from RefSeq and is a predicted model, not a curated record. The transcript is spliced from 7 exons. Gene Ontology annotation, cellular component: tRNA (m1A) methyltransferase complex; nucleus. The coding region runs from base 1 to 1467 and encodes 488 amino acids.
AUGAAACAAACCGAAUCAAAUCCACUAGAAGAUACCAAUUUAAUCAAAAGAGGAAGAAAAAUAUGUAAAGGAGAUAAUUUAUUACUUCAAUUACCAUCAGGUUUAAUUAAACCAGUACGAAACAUCACACCUAAUUCGUUUAAAUCAAUAAGUUUAGGAAAAUUUGGUGUUUUUGAAUCUAAUGAAUUGUUAAAUGAACCAUAUGGAUUAACAUACGAAAUCGAAAAAGGAAAAUUAAAGAAAACUUUUGAUGAUCAGAAUACAUAUCAAAUCGAAAAUUGUAAUGUAGAAGAUAUUUUAGCCACCAAUGAAAACAUUAAAGAAAGUAAUGGAGCUCAAAGAAUGACGAAUGAUGAGAUUGAAGAAUUAAAACGAUUAGGAUUAAGUGGUAGAGAAAUCAUUGAAAGACAAAUCUCUCAACAUGCUGCAUUUGAAUUAAAAUCAGAGUUUAGUAAAGAAAAGUAUAUCAAAAGGAAAGAAAAAAAAUUUUUAAAAAAGUUUACAUGUAUUGAACCAACGAUUGUGAACAUUACUCAAUACUUGUUCGAUUCAAAUGUGACUUCGAUCAGAGGAUUAAGACCAGAUACGUUAAGUCAGAUGUUAAGUUUAGCGAAUGUGAGACCAGGUUGGAAUGGGAUCGUAGUAGAUGAAGUAGGAGGAUUAUUAGUAGCAGCUGUGAUUGAAAGACUUGGAGGAUCAGGAUCGGUUUUGGUGAUCAAUGAUGCCGAUUCUCCACCUGAUCUUCAUUUCUUAUCACCUCUAAACUUUCCUAAUCAUGCUAUGGUCCCAUUGAAAUCGUUGAAUUGGGCACAAGUCGAAUCGGAUUGGUCAAGUCGAGAAACACGUGAAGUGAUGCAACGUUUUGAUCAAGAUGAAUCCAAAGAUUCUACCGCGACGACGACGACGACGACGACGAGUUCUUUGUCUAAUACUGCUCAAGAUUCGAAUCAGAAUGAUGGUCUUGAUUCAGUGACUCUGGAUCAGGAGGGGCUGGGUAAGGAAGAAGUGAAUGGAAAACCCUCGAUCAAGAGUAAAAAAGAAAUCAAUCGGUUGAGUAAGAAGUGGGAUCGACAUCGGGAAGUGAUCGAGACACGAAACCGGUUUUUCAAAGGCGGAUUCGAAGGAUUAAUAGUUUGUUCAGAAUAUGAACCGAUCUCGAUUUUAAACAAAUUAAAAUCAAGUCUAAGUGGAUCAGCUUCGAUUGUGAUCCAUUCACCAUACUUAUCAACUCUUUCAUCAGCACAACACGUUUUGAGGAAUUCACCUGAUUUUAUUCAUGUGACGAUUUCGGAACCAUGGCUUAGAAGGUAUCAAGUCUUGCCAGGUCGAACUCAUCCUGAAAUGAAUGGUACCUUGGGUGGUGGGUUUAUGUUGAGUGCUAUUAGAGUCAUUGGAAUGGAUGAUGGUGAUGAUGAUGAUGAGGGGAAAAAGGAUGAGGAUCAACCUAAGAAAAAGAUGAGGGUUUGA